Messenger RNA from Penicillium paradoxum, 915 nucleotides. Its product is annotated as UbiD family decarboxylase. Gene Ontology annotation, molecular function: carboxy-lyase activity. Bases 1 to 915 code for a protein of 304 amino acids. Gene Ontology annotation, biological process: ferulate metabolic process; cinnamic acid catabolic process. Gene Ontology annotation, cellular component: cytoplasm. The record is from RefSeq and is a predicted model, not a curated record. The transcript has 6 exons. NCBI's taxonomy places the organism in Eukaryota, Fungi, Ascomycota, Eurotiomycetes, Eurotiales, Aspergillaceae.
AUGCGUGACAUCCUCGACCAGAUGCUCUCAGCCAGCACCAUGACCCCGAUUCCACCUCAAAUCGUACCGACAGGCCCUUAUCCCGGCCCUCUCAUCCACCAGUCGAAUGGAGGAAAGUACAUCCAGACUUAUGGAAUGCAUAUCGUCCAGUACCCCGACGGAUCAUGGACCAACUGGUCAAUCGCACGGGCAAUGGUGUCUGACGAGCGUCAUCUGACUGGUCUGGCCUUGGCUUUCGGUGUUCCACCUGCUGCCAUCAUGGCUUCAAGCAUGCCUAUCCCCGAUGGCGUUUCCGAGGCUGGUUAUAGUGAUGCGAUGACUGGUUCUGCCCUUGAACUUGCUAAGUGCGAUACUAAUGACCUCUACGUGCCUGCCACAUCUGAGAUCGUUUUUGAGGGACAUUACACCCACCUUUGGCCGAAGUAUACGUCCAAUCGCAUCACCUACCGUAAUGACCCAAUCAUGCCCAUGUCCUCCUGUGGACGCUUAACCGAUGAGACUCACACAAUGAUUGGUUCUCUCGCUGCCGCUGAAAUCCGCCAGAUCUGCCAACAACAUGAUCUCCCCGUAACUGAUGCAUUUACUCCUUUCGUGUCCCAGGUCACCUGGGUCGCAUCGCGCAUUGACACCGCUCGCCUGCGGGAGAUGAAAACCACAUCCGCCGAGUUCUCCAAGCGAAUUGGCGAUGUGAUCUUCAAUUCCAAGGCGGGAUAUACAAUCCAUCGGCUUGUUCUGCGCGGCGAUGAGAUGUCUACGAUGACAAUGAUCUUCGAGGUUGUUUCGGAUGCGCUGAUGCCGUCUGAAUAUACGACUGGUCGAGACUGGGUGCUUGUUAACUUCAAGAACUCCUAUCCCGAGGAGCUUCAGAAAAGGAUUCUGGACAACCGAACCAAGAUGGGGUUCCAAGAUGAUUGA